AUGACCAGAUUUGAGAACCAGACUACUUCGGGCUACGCGUACUUCACGAAGAGGCAAGAAUUCGAGAAGUUGGAGCAUCUCAAGGAUGGAUCCUUCGCCGUGCGGUGCGACAUCAUAGUCAUCGGCGACAUCCACGUGGAGGAGACAGUAGUAGUGGCCACAGUGUUAGGCUCCAUCGCCGUGCCGGCAUCCGACCUGCACCAGCACCUCGAAGACCUUCUUCGGGCCGAGAAGGGCGCCGACGUGGUGUUUGACGUCGGCAGCCACACCUUCGCCACGCACCAGUGCGUGCUCGUGGUGCGGUCGCCGGUGUUUAGAGAGGAGCUCUUUGGCUCGAUGAAGGAGAGCGACGCCGCCACCGACGUCGUCCGCGUAGACGACAUGGAGGAGCGGGCGUUCAACGGCCUUCUCCACUUUGUGUACACCAACAUGUUCCCGGAGACAUCAAAGGAAGAGGAAGGGGAAGAGUACGGCAUGGAGAGGCUAAAGUUGAUGUGCGAGGACAAGCUGUGCAAGUACAUUGAUGUUGGCACGGUGGCAGCAAUACUGACGCUAGCUGAGCAGCACCAUUGCCAAAGGCUAAACAAGGCGUGCUUUGAGUUUCUUAGCUCUGCCGCGAAUCUGAGGGCGGUCGUGGCAAGUGAUGGCUUCAAGCUUCUGACCAGUAGCUGCCCCUCUAUUAUGGAGGAGUUCAUUGUCAUGCUUGGCAAUCUAGUUCCGUAA
Messenger RNA from Miscanthus lutarioriparius, 723 nucleotides. NCBI's taxonomy places the organism in Eukaryota, Viridiplantae, Streptophyta, Magnoliopsida, Poales, Poaceae. The record is from the annotation of a GenBank genome assembly.